Messenger RNA from Plasmodium vinckei vinckei, 2247 nucleotides. Its product is annotated as PIR protein CIR protein. The record is from RefSeq and is a predicted model, not a curated record. The coding region runs from base 1 to 2247 and encodes 748 amino acids. NCBI's taxonomy places the organism in Eukaryota, Apicomplexa, Aconoidasida, Haemosporida, Plasmodiidae. The transcript has 3 exons.
AUGGGGAUCCAAGAACUAUGUAAGAAAUUUCUUGACUAUGAUAAGAUUAUUAAUGGUGAAAAGGCCUCUACUACAUUGGAGGAAUUGAGCAAAAACCCAAAAUUCUAUGAACAUUGUCGUAACAGAAAUUGUGUAACAAAUAUGGAUAAAAUUGGUGCUUUGACCACGUAUUUAUUUUUGGGCAUCAAUGCACUUUAUAACAACGAAAAUGCAAAAUAUUUUUUGAUGUGGCUAAGUGAUAAAUUAUUUAAGAUGCACACAGAAAAAAACAAAACAAAAAAUCCAAUUACUUUAGAUAUGGCUUAUAGGAUGUAUUUAGAGAAAGAUCUGGGAAAUUUUAGAUAUUGGAGUCUUUUAAAUAAUGUAAAGGGCUUGAAAGAAGUUAAUCUUAAGCAUAUGGCAGAUUUUUAUAAGUUACUUAAUCACAUAUGUAAUACAAUUUUAGAUUAUAAAAAUAACGGUGCCGAAAGUGCAAGCCUUCUUCAGAAUUCUACUAAUUGUUCUAAUCAAUAUUUAUCCCUUUACAAUAGUGUUCCUAAUUGUAGUUCAUAUUAUCAUUUGUUGGAUAAUUUAAAAGGUACAUAUGAUAAAUUUAGAAACCCUGCUCUUAAGGAAAUUAAAAAAAAAAAUCCACAAUUAGCAGGGCAUCUUCAAACACUUACAACACCAGAUGGAGUAGAGAUGAUGUUGUCGGUAGAUUUUAAAACAUUUGAUUUUAGUGAUGAAAAAUGUAAACGAAAAACAAAAAAAAAACGUACCAAAUCAAAAGAAACGACCUCCACAUCAAUAUUAUCAUCACCACAAUCAUUCCCUGUAUCAUCUUCACAAGACAACGCUAAAUUACAAGAACCUCAAAAAUCAGGGAUAAGCCCUCAAAGUGGAACAAAGGGUUCAGACAAAGGACAAGGUGCUUCUAAAAGUGAGAAAACGGAUUCAGGAACUCAGAAAGGAAAUUCGAAUAGUGAAGGCGGUGAUAAAGGGGAUCCAGAUCGUGGAAAAGAAAAUGAAAAAGCCAAUAAAGGAGAUUCAGGAGAUAGAUCAUUUGGAGUACAAGGUGAUCAAGGAAAAUCAUAUGGAAAUCCAGGAGGUGGAAAAGAUAGUAGGGGAGGAGUUCCAGGUAGUGGGGCAAAUGGUGGGGCAAAGGGACCAAGGGAUCAAGAUGUAACGGAUCCAUCAGAAAAAUCCAAUGAGGGAUGGCUAGGAAAUUGGGUAACUAAUUUUAAUCCAAUGAGUUAUAUUCAUAAUGCUUCCAGUAUUUAUGAAACUCCAAAGGACAUUUUAACAAAUGUCACUAAUCAAGUCAACAAUGCAUAUAAAAGUGCUAUGAACAUUGCAAAAGAUACUUAUAAUAGUGCUGUAACUGCUGUAAAAACUACUUAUGACAACACUAUGACCACUGUAAAAGGUGCUUAUAGUGCAACUACUAAUUAUAUUAGUGGUGCUGUUAGUAGUAUAACUAACCAAUUAAGUUCAUUGGGUUCUUUUUCUCAAUUAGGCUAUGAUCAAUCUGAUUUAGGUGGUUCAGGGAAUAGUUUGCCAACAGACAAUAAUCCACCAACCACAACGAAAAUUCCAGAUCCAAUUUCAUCAUCACCACCAUCAUCGCCACCAUCACCAUCUAUACCACAAUCUCAGUCUCCAUCAGAUUCACAAACUCGAUCAGAUCCACCAUUACCAAAAUCACCUGAUUCACAGGGUAGCUCUACACAAAUUCACAAAUGUCCAGUUCAACAAAUUGCACCUACUGGUGGAAAUAUAGCAUCUCAAACACCACCGUCUGGUCAAGAUACAUUAUCAAUUUCUGGUAACAAUUUUUCAAAUACAAAAAACGAAAACGUAAUUACUGUAGCAAAUAUUAAAGUGAAAGAAGCUCCAUCAAUAUGGUGUAUAGGGCCGAAUACCAAAUGUGACAUAACGGAUAUUAGUAUUAUAAUUAUUUCAACAUUCAUUAUUUUAACAAUUAUGUAUAAGUAUCUAUCACUUGGCUGGACAAGCAAAUCGAAGAGAAAAAAAACCAUAAAAAAGGUUAUAAAUUCAAUUGGAGGAAAAAGACCGGUUCAAAUAAUUAUAAAAUCAUAUGAUAGGAACAAAGACCUAAAACCGGUUAUAAAUUCAAUUGGUAGAAAAAAAGAUCCAUUAUUAAAUAUAUACAAACUUAUGCAAGCUGAUCCUAUACCAUUUAUUAAUUUAUUUUUUUUGUUAAUUUUUUUUGUCUAUAAAAGAAAAUCCGAUUUUUUGGAAUUAUAA